AGUAUGAUUAAAUAGAAAUGAGUUGGUCAGUGGACACCAAACUAAGACCCCAGCAACGACUGGACAAGAGAUGGGCUAAAACAAAUCUACAGGGUGUCUUCAACCGAGACGAGCUCAGCUCGCUGUGGAAUGAACUGGUCAAGGAGGGAGAGAUCUCGGUCAGCCAUAACGAUGGACUCAUCAACAGUGCAGGCGUACUGGCCAGAAAAGGAGAGACGGGGAAGUAUUACUGUGGAAUGAAGGUCCUGUCCUGUAGCUGCUGCGAUGGACACUGUGGACCCAAUAAUGGCUGUAAUUGUCUCCCCUGUCAGAAAUUAGACCAGGAGGAAGCACAGCAGCACAAGGAGGAUCUCUCUAACCCCAAACAUUCCCAGCCCAUCAUCAACUCUUGGACUUGGGGGGAGCAACCAGAUUCUAGUCAGUUAAAGCAGUGCUUGAAGUCCAUACUCUAUGAACACCAGAAGUUGUGUACUGAGGCCUCAUGUACCUCUGCCUCCAUUACACGACUGCAGCAGAGGUUGGCCAUCCUUCAGCGCUACUUCAUUGCCCUCGGGAGACAGUCCCCCAACGAGGGGAGACAACCCUCCAAGAAAAGUCAAGCAGAUCAGACAAAUCUUAACAAACAAAAAAGCUCGAUGAAGCCAGCUGAGAAGGCAACAGUGGGAUUGGCAAGGGUGGGAUCCAGAGCAGCUCUCAGUUUUGCCUUUGCCUUCUUGCGUAGAGCCUGGCGUUCUGGUGAGGACUCUGAUCUGUGCAGUGAACUGCUACAUGAGUCAUUGGAAGCUCUACAGUCCCUGCCAGAGGCCACACUCUUUGAAGAAAGCAGGGUGUCAAGUGUAUGGUUAGAAGUGGUGGAUAGGGCUUCUAGUUUUCUACAAGGAGUUGUUAGAGGGACCUCUAUUCAGUCAGCAAGCCCAGGGAAGAUUCCUGUCCAGGAUCAGCAGACGGCACUGUGUCUUCUGCUGGAGCUGUCUGUACAGAGGGGCUCACUCAGUCAUGUUCUCAGCUCAGUGCUGUUAUUGCUCAAUCUCUGGAACAACAGCUGUCAGGAAUCUGACAACCGGAUCAGCAGCGGAUUGAACUGUGCUCCCCUGAUCCGACUCCUGGAGAGAUUUCAAUCCAUCAAAGGCUCUAAAUCCAGAGUCUAUUGGGAACAGAGGAAAUUAGAAGAGUCUGAGGUACAAAUAGCCAGUCCCACCGAGAUUUUUUUGAAUUAUCUGACCUACCCUGAGGACCCCAACACCUUAAUAGAUCUCCGAAUGUCAGCGGUGGUCAUCAUGUCCCACCUAGACCGACUAACAGCUCCCUAUCUCCACCCAUUCAGUGCUCAAAAGGCUAUGAAACAAGGCAGUUCACAAGAAGUUCUUGGACUAGGCUGGCUGGCAUGGGCAGCAGAGGGUGGGGCUAUAGGGCCAUUUCUAAUGGACUUCUUUGCUGACAUUGGGGGUGUACAGCAGAUAGCUUGUUCUGAGAGGUGCUGUCUGAUCUUGUCAAAGGCUGGAAAAGUCUACAUGCUGUAUUACACAAGCCUGUCGCCAACCUUGCAGCAGUUGAAUGGUUUUGGAGACAGAGAAGUCGUCAAGAUAGCAGCUCAUCCAGACGGGAAACACUAUAUGGGACUGACCAGUGAUGGGGAGGUGUUCUCCUGGGGCAAUGGGGAUGGAGGGAAACUGGGUCAUGGGGACUAUAUACAUCGUGAGGAGCCUGCCCUGAUUACUACUCUCUCAGGAAAGCAGGUGACCAAAAUCUGCUGUGGGAGCUCAUACAGUGUUGCCAUGACAGCGAAUGGAGAGGUGUACUCCUGGGGAAAGGGAAAUUUCGGUCGGCUGGGUCAUGGUAGCAGUGAGGAUCAAACCACACCCAUUCUCCUCAAAUUCUUUAAGGGUCAUCGCAUCCUUGACAUAGCAUGUGGAAGUGGAGAUGCUCAGACUCUUGCUGUUACUGACUCAGGUGCUGUUUAUUCUUGGGGAGAUGGUGAUUACGGCAAGUUGGGAAGAGGGGGAAAUGAUGGCUGUAAGACCCCCAAGGUCAUUGAGAAGCUGAUGGGUCAGGAUGUGGUCAGGGUUUAUUGUGGCACGCAGUGCAGUCUGGCACUUACCAAAUCAGGGGCUGUGUAUUCCUGGGGUAAGGGAGAUAACUUCAGACUUGGACACGGUACAGAGGAUCAUGUCAGGCAUCCCAAACAGAUAGAGGCUCUCUCUUCUAAAAAGGUCAAGGACAUUGCCAUUGGAUCUCUCCAUUGUAUGGCUGUCACAGAGGAUGGGGAGCUGUAUGGGUGGGGCCGUAAUGAACAGGGACAGCUAGGAAACCCCUCCAUUAGUAAUUUCACAGAACCCACCCUCAUUUCUGGGAUGGAGGGGAAAAACAUCAUUGGAGUGGCCUGUGGCCCAAAUCAGACAUUUGCCUGGACUAGUGGAGGACAGUGGAUAGUUGGGAGUAGAGUACCGUUUAUUGUGGAUGUGUGUAAGAGCACUUUUGAACAGCUGGAUGAACUGCUAGCUGAGGUCUGCGUGGGAAUGGAUGGUCAGUCAGAUUGGCCACCCCCACAGGACAAAGAAUGCCUGGCUGUAGCAGGGCUCAACCUCCUCAAUCUUCAGUUUUAUGCCACCAUAUGUCAGUCUGAGAGCACAGAUAUCCUGGGCCUGGGUCCAGGAAGUCCGCUGGUGACCAGUCUAAAGCAAAGAGUAGUCUCCCUUGCCAGUAAUGUGGGUGUCAUUAAUACAGUCCAGUUAGCAGCCCAGAAUGCCCUUCAGAGUGGCUGGUCCAUCCUAUUGCCCACUGCUGAGGAGCGGGCAAGAACCUUGUCAACUCUUUUGUCUACUGAAGUGGUCAGCCAUGAUGCCAGCAUUAUGAGUCCUGGACAGAGAUUUAUGACCGAUCUCCUGGUCAGUAGUCUGAUGGCUGAUGGGGGAUUGGAGUCAGCUCUGGAGGCUGCCAUUAAAAACGAGAUCACAGAGAUUGAAGGCAAAAAGGACAGGGAAGAAUCACAUGAGUUGCUGACCUGUGAGAAAUCAGGAGACAUUGAGGCAGAGCCACUUGAUCCUUACCCCAGGGAAAGUGAUGAAAAUGGAGCAACCAUUCCUCUCCUCCAACUGAUUCAACAGCUGCUAAGGAAUUCUGCCUCCUAUUCUCUGUCCCACUUGGAGGACAUUUCCAAGGACCACUUCCUGAAGACGGAGGAGUGGGACGUUCGUGAGACCUCCCCCUCCCUGGACCUCCUCCUCCAAGUGCAGAGGUUACUAGUCUCCCGAAUAUUCCCUCUGGAUGGGGAGGGGCCAUUGCUGACCACUGGAACAGAAAAAGAGUUACAGUUCCUAGGGGCAGGGUCCCUGCUGAGGAAGUAUAUCCUCCUUCUGUGUAACCAUAUCUCUGUGAUCCUCCCCCAGGCCACCAGCCUCGCCUGUAUCAGCAGCAAACACUUCUCUGUGGUCUCCAGGGUCCUCACAAAGGAUGUCACAGGUGUCCUGCUACCUGAGAUGGUGACCUCCAUGGUGUUGCUCCAGCUGAAGGCCCCUGGGGUCAUUCAGUCCUCUCGGUCAGUGCCUGUGCUGGAGGAAAUACUGGACAUUCUGGACACCUACAACAAACUGGCCCCAGGACUAGACCGAGAUGACAAGGAGGAUCUAGCCUGGCCAGGGGUGUGGAGCUACACUUUGGAGAAAUACACACAGAAAUCAAGCGAGGACAUAAAUAUCAUUCGUCAACCUGACCUGGAGAAUCAAAACAAAGAUGGAGGAUUAUGGGUAGUGAUCCAUGGCAAAGUGUACGACAUACAGGAAUUUAAAGCCCAGGCUCCAUGUGGGAGUGAGAAACUGCUUCAGUUUGCAGCCGAAGAUGCAACAGAAGCUUUUGAGUUGGAACAUCAUUCAGAUGAAGCCAGAGAACUGAUGAAGUCCUUCUAUGUGGGACAGUACCUUGAUCCAAAGAAAGACAUUGUCCAAACUUCUGACACAAGCACUGCUUCGUCCCCACUGGCAGACACUCAACGAACCCUGGGGGUGCUUCUUGGCCUUCAGGCAGCGUACCAGGCCAGGGGAACGCCCUGGUCAGCUGAAGAAGAGGAGUAUCAUGACUGGCUGAAAUCAGAGUUCUUUGCUGGGGGACUACAAGUUUUACAACCCAAAAAUCAGUUUGAAGAGGAGAAGGGAGAGAGUAGAGGUUCUGCUUCUGGGGGAACAACUCCUGGAGCCACACCCACUUCUGAGGUCAGACAUGUGCCUGGCCUAUCAGAGAAGGAGAAGCUGUUUGACAGACAGGCAUCACAGGCUGAUACAUCCCGCCCCUUCCUAGCAUCCUUGGCAGAGGGCCGUGUCCAAGACACUGCGGUCAAAACAUUCCUAUCUGUGAUGGAGAAGUACCAGAAGCAUCAUCAUCUGUUCGCACUGGAAUUUCCUCUAGAUCACCCCCUGGAGGAGGUCAGCAGGAUCCUUUUGGCAGUUCUUCUAAAGCACCAUGACUUAGGACAUGCAGCAAUAGCAAUAGUUGAACAAGAAGAGCACACCAAACAUUCCAUUCCAAAGUCAAUAUCUGAACUCUUCAAAGUGGUCAGCAAGACAAAGCGAAGUCUGAUUCAGAUUCACCAAGAACAAGGGCGGUCCUACAAAGAAGUGUGUGCCCCCGUCAUAGAAAGAUGUAGGUUUCUCUUCAAUGAGUUGAGGCCGGCCAUAGGUAACGAGGUCAACGCUAUGAGUCGAUCCUGUCUACUUAAAAGUAUACCUCGAUGGAAACAGGUGUCCUUGAAAAUGAUGGAAGACAAGAGACGGUCCAAAAGGACCAAAGUGGCCUGUGAUUUUGGAGUGGAGUUUGUGACAGGAGAGGAGGAGCCAGUUGAUGUCAAAGUGGAGAAUGAAGUGGUGGCACCAGGAGCAGAAAGUGGAGAAAGAACUGGUAAAGAGGAUAAAGUUCCAGCUGAUGUGGAUGUAGCAGAGAUAAGCAAACCAUCAGAGGAGGAUGAAUUUGAGGUCAUAGUCUAUCCUAAAGGGGGGGCUCCGAAAAAGAUGGAUGAACCAGAAGGAGAAGCCACUGUGGUGGAUCACAAGGUCAAAGUUCACAGAACUAGGAGGCAAGAUUCCUGGAAAGAUAUUGCCAGUACUGUUACAAGUGCCCAGAAGUUCCGCUGGUUGAGACAAAGAAUGACUGGACACAUAACAGACAUGCCACUGUUGAAUAAGAUUAUAGAGUUUGUGUUGUAUGAACAUCCUAUUGACAUUGAAAAACUUAGGCGAUCUCUGCACCAUCAGGUGGAGAGGGCUCAGAUGCGACUGAGCGGGAUCCAGACUAUGCUGUCCCUCAUACAUCGUGACUAUUUGUUGGCUUCCUGUAAAUAUGCCAUACUGUGUGGAUGGCAGGGCCUGCUUACCAUUGGACAACGAGUCUGUCCCCCUGUACCUCACUGUCUGUCAGGGGUUCAGCUGAUACCCCCCUGUGACAGAAUCCUCUUAGAGAUGACAUAUUCUGAUCUCUACAAAUGGGCUAUCAAAGAAUUGAGGGCAGCAGUGAUUCAGGCCGACAUGAAGUUCAAAUCAAGGGGGAUAAAUCCUGCUAUUCCUCCAGUUGACGUCAGCAAGGAGAGACUAAGUUUAGGAGCACUGCCUCAGUCCCGCUUUAUAUUGGCCAUGCUGGGAAUUCUGGUAUCAGAGCACCAGUCAAGCAGCCUUAGUUUGCUGCUCAAUUCUGGGGUUCUUGGAUUGUCGCAGACUUUGAUGAGACUUGUUGGACCAGAUCCUGACAGAGUUCUCCAGGAUAACAUGGUAUCCAUGUGUGCUGUGUUAGAGGAACAGAAACACAAGAAACAAUCAGCUCCCGUCCCCAUCUCAGGCCCAGAGCUGGCGGCCAUGAUGAAGAUUGGGACUCGUGUUAUGAGGGGCGUGGAUUGGAAAUGGGGGGAUCAGGAUGGUCCUCCCCCCAGUCUGGGAAGAGUGAUUGGGGAGUUGGGAGAUGAUGGGUGGAUCCGAAUUCACUGGGAUACUGGAAGCACUAACAGUUACAGGAUGGGCAAGGAGGGGAAAUAUGACCUCAAAUUAGCCGAACCUCCAGAAAUGCCAGAUAAUGAUGAUAAUGAAGAUGAGGAACUGGAAACAGACCCUGUGAAAGCAGAGAGUAGGCAUCCAACAGCUGUAAUACGACGAUCAACUCUUUAUCUAUUGCGCAAUCUCUCGCUGUCAUGUGGAAUAUAUGCAGAGCAAGCUCAGAAAGAGGCUAUCAGUGCAUUGUGUGGCCUAAUGAGGAAAAUAUUGGAUGCAGGAUGCAAUUAUGGAAUUAAUUCAAACUACAUCCCUACACAGAUAGCUAGUGAACAGCACUACAGCUGGUGUACGCUUGGCUUUGUUCGGUCAAUUGCGACAAGUCCAGUCAUCUGUGAAGCCCUCAGUUCACAGAAGUGGAUCGAUCUGUUACUAAAAAUACUGGAGGAUGAAAAGCCAUCCCAACCCACCAAAAAUAUCAUUAAGCAGAUUCUGAUUCUGAGGUUUUUGGAGUCAGUAUUGCCUCACUGGAGUAAGAAUACAGAUGAAACACGAGUGAAGACAAUCGUACAGAGGCUGUUUAAUCUCCUGGGCAAAGUCAUCAUGGGAUGUUCUGCAGAUCCUACGCUAUUCUCACAGAAUGAUGUUCUUAGGAAGGGGCACAAGCCAUGUGUUUCAGUCUCCCUGACCGCCUCCUACACCAGUACGUUGGGGGAGGAGUUGGUGUGUCUGAUACGAACCCUCCAUGUCAGUGAGUGUUGGAACUCUCACAUCAACACCUUCAUUACUGAUCAGCUUGUAAACAUUGGAGACAUGAUGGUGGAAAAAGUCUGUCCAUCACAGGAGCUUCUCUCUGAGGACACUGUGUUGGUAGAUCGUUUGCCAAUUGUUCUGGCUUGCCUAGCCGUGAUUGGUGGAAUUGAUAACAGGGCAAGGUUAGGUGGAAGGGUGGAACAUGAAGACUAUGGCAGUGGUACUAUUGCCAAGAUCACUUCAAAAGGAAAAAUCCAUGUGCAAUUUAAUGACGGAAGCUUGCGAGCUUGUAGAUUGACUGAAUUAGCUGUGGCUGUGAAUCAGGACUUUUGUGUGAGUAAGCUGGAGAUGACACCAGAUGUCAUCAAAAUGUGGUCAGCCAUUGUUGGUUACACAGGAACAGGAUUGAAGAUGGAGAAGGAUUUCCCCAAAGACAGACCUCUGGCUUCUAGCACUGCCAGUAUAGAAUCGGAACGUACCUCAGCCAGUGGUGUAGAUGUGAGAGAACUUCGAAAACAGCAACUAAAGCUGGGGCUGCUCAGAGCCUCCAGAGUCCUGUUGUCUUGUCAGUCACAUCUCCGACAGAUCCUCAGUGGAAUUUCAGUGGUGGAUCAAGGAUUAUCAGAGGUGGAAGCUGGGGUGGAAGAGAUCAGUGAUGAGGAUCCAGAGAGUGAAUCAUCUUCUUUGAAUACCAUAUUACAGCAGUUAAUGAGUGUGGCUACCCAGCCUUCUCCCAUCAAAGCCGUCUUCUCCAGAGAAGAACUGGAGGGUGCUGCCUUGGCAGUUGCUCAGUACUUGACUGCCACAAGCCAGCUGGAAAUUGAUGAUUCUGAAUCGUCAGAUUCUGAGAGUGAGAACGAGCAGGCUCCUCCCAUCAGACCUCCUGUUGAGGUGCCCAAUAACACGAACCGGCCUCAUAAACCGAAGAAAGCCAGAAACCAGGAACCUCAACCAGAGGUUAGUCCAGUGGUGACACAGCUCAUGGAAAUGGGAUUUCCAAAGAAAAAUGUCAAGCUGGCAAUGAAGGCUAUUGGGGGCUCAUCCUUGGUCCCUAAUCCUGACCAGCCCAGUAUUGAGGCCCUGGUAGGGUGGCUGAUUGAACACCCUCAGAUUAACGUCCAUGAUGUGGAGGACAGCGAUAGUGAUUCGGAGGAAUAUUCCACGGAUUCUGAUGCCACAUCCGAAGAUUUGGAGGAAGAGAACUCCUUUGACAUUAACACAGAGGUUGUGACAUAUGGGAGUUUGAAUAAUGAAGCAGCAGGAAUAGUUCCACCAGCGGCUCCCACACAACAGACGUACAAGAAACGGGCCGAUUUCCUGAGUAAUGAUGAGUAUGCCAUGUAUGUCAGAGACACCAUUCAACCCAACAUGAGUGUUAGGUGUUGCCGCACUUAUGAAGAGGUUCACGAGGGGGAUAUUGGAAAAGUUGUUAAGCUUGACAGAGAUGGUCUUCAUGACUUGAACAUCCAAGCUGACUGGCAGAGGAAAGGUGGAACAUACUGGGUCCGAUAUAUUCAUGUGGAGAUUCUGGGAUUCAUGGGAAACGAGACUGGUUCCACUCAGAAAAUCUCAGUGGGAGACAAAGUUCAUGUCAAACCCAACGUGGUCACGCCCACCUACAAGUGGGGGUCCGUGUCUCAUAACUGCAUUGGAACUGUUACAGCUAUCAAUGCCAAUGGUCGAGAUCUUACAGUAGACUUUCCACAGCAAUCUCACUGGACAGGGGUUAUUGAUGAAAUGGAAAUUGUACCAAGUUCUCAUCCUGGAGUAGGGUGUGAUGAAUGUGAACUGUUCCCCAUAGUGGGCCCCAGAUACAAAUGUCAGAAAUGUCCCAGUUAUGACAUGUGUGAAAACUGCUUCCGAAUCAAGAAACACAAACACAGUCAUGCCUUCAUCAAAAUAUCAGAACCAGAUUGUGAGCCCUCUUUUGCUGGUAAGGCUGGCAAACAGAGGCGGAAGUUUGGUGUCCUGUCCUCGAGAUCCAUUAUCGAUGAUUGGCAUUCAUGUGUCAAGGCCGUCACGGUAUCUUCACGAGAAAAUCAGGCUCACAGACUCAUCAAUGGAAACAAUGGCUAUUGGCAGAGUUCAGGGUCACAAGGCAAGCACUGGAUCCGACUGGAGAUGCAGACAGACAUCCUUUUACAUAGACUGUAUAUGAAGGUGGAACCUUCUGACUCCAGCUACAUGCCAAGUUUGGUGGUUAUUAGUGCUGGAGAUACAUUAAACUCCAUGAAAGAGAUCCGUGCAGUCAAUAUCACAUCAUCUGAGUCUAUCGUUACACUUCUACAGGACCUGAAUGAUUACUUUCGCUUCAUUGAGAUUGGCAUCAAACAAUGUCGCAGCAGUGGCAUUGACUGUAAAGUUCACGGUCUGACAAUUCUGGGGAGGUUAAGGUCAGAUGAGGAUGAUGCAGCCGCUAACUUUUCAUUCCUGGCAUCAGACAGGGAGGAGGAAGAAGAGGAAAAGGUCAAUAGUGCAUCGGUCAAAAAGAAGAAGAAAUCAACAACUAAGGAAAUCCAGACUAAUGUAUUCUGCUGGGGGCUGAAUGACAAAGAUCAACUGGGCGGGCCUAAAGGAUCAAAGAUUAAACUUCCAACUUUGAAUGACAAUCUGUCAGCUCUGAGAUGUGUGCAGAUUGUGGGUGGAUCCAAAAGUUUAUUCUGUGUGACCCAAGAAGGAAAAGUUUAUGCCUGUGGUGAGGCCACCAAUGGGAGAUUAGGUCUGGGGAUCAGCACAGGGACUGUCUCUGUUCCACGGCAAAUCACUUCUCUGAGUCAAUAUGUUGUGAAAAAAGUAGCAGUCCAUUCAGGUGGCCGACACUCACUGGCCUUAACAACUGACGGAAAGGUCUUCUCAUGGGGAGAAGGGGAUGAUGGGAAACUGGGACAUUUCAGCCGCUGGAACUGUGAUAAACCGAGACUGAUAGAGGCCCUGAAAUCAAAGCGUGUGAGAGACAUUGCCUGUGGGAGUUCCCAUAGUGCUGCCAUUACUUCUAAUGGGGAUCUGUACACCUGGGGCCUAGGGGAGUAUGGAAGACUUGGGCAUGGAGACAAUACAACACAGCUGAAACCCAAACAGGUCAAAGCCUUAGCCCAUCAGCGAGUGGUACAGGUGGCAUGUGGGAGUCGGGAUGCCCAGACCCUGGCCCUCACAGACGAGGGCAUUGUCUACUCCUGGGGGGAUGGGGACUUUGGAAAACUGGGUCGAGGGGGGAGUGAGGGUUGUAAUGUUCCUCAUGAAGUGGAGAGAUUGAGGGAUCAGAAGGUGUGGCAGAUUGAAUGUGGUGCCCAGUUCUCAUUAGCUCUGACCAAGUCUGGACAAGUGUGGACAUGGGGCAAAGGUGACUAUUUUCGACUGGGCCAUGGAACAGAUGCUCAUGUAAGAAAGCCACAGAUUGUGGAGGGACUGAAAGGGAAGAAAAUUGUCCAUGUAGCAGUGGGGGCACUCCACUGUCUGGCUGUCACUGACACGGGACAGGUCUAUGCAUGGGGAGAUAAUGACCACGGACAACAAGGAAAUGGAACCACCACAGUCAAUAGAAAGCCAGCCUUGGUGGUGCUGGAGGGAUACAAGAUCAGUAAGGUAGCCUGUGGUUCCUCCCACAGCAUUGCCUGGGCCACCACCGACAUGUCUGUUCCCACCACUCAUGAACCAGUACUGUUCUCUACCUCUAGGGAUCCUUUGGGGGCAACACUUCUGGGUGUGAAUGAGAGCAAUGCUGAUGAGAACUCUGUAUCUACCGCUGCCUCACAAAGCCCAACAUCCAAAGCUGCACGUCCAUCACUGGCCAAAAUCAUUCUCUCACAGGACACUGACACCAGUAAACAACAGGCCCUGGGUUACAUUCUGACUGCUCUACAGAUUCUGUACUCCAGAGAUGCCAUAGUUAAGUCAUUGGAGACAGAUGGCCAGCCUGUGCCAGUUUCUCCAGAAAUGAAACCACUGGGUAUGACAGGUUCCCCGGCAGCCAGUACUGACGAGCUUCCCAUGGACAGGGAGGAGGGGGUGACAGAUGAGGUGCUGGAUCAUGCCGACAUACAGCUGACUGUGGGGGAGACUGUCACAGAAGCUGUCAGUGGGAUGCACUCAGAAAUUUCCUCAUACACAAGCAUGCAAAGUCUGGCAGCUUUAGUUCCCAUGGAAACAAGCAUCAUAGCAGAGACCUUGACCUCUGCAGAUGAGGUCAUGAGUACUAUGGAAACUGGCCCAACAAAUUUCCCAUCAGGUCUGGAUGACUUCACUGCUCGAAUGACUGUUAACGAUGCUCGUAAUUUGGUUGAACUUCUGAAGCUUGCUGUGGCAUCCAGAAUGGGAGAUUUGGCCAAAGAGGGUCUGUCAGACAUUCUCACUCGACUGGCCAAGGCAUAUCCUCAGGUGGCUGAGAUGUUGUUGGAGCUGUGUGUUACAGAGUUGGAGGAUGUGGCUUCAGAUCGGGUUUGUGGGAGGCUACCACAACCCGUGGUACAGGAAUGUCCCCACCCCUACAGUGAUGAUACCUCCCUCAGUGGCACAGUCAAAAUCCCAGGAGCUGAUUCCUUGCGGGUGGAGUUUGAUCGCAGAUGUUCUACGGAGAGGAGACAUGAUCCCUUAACAAUCUCUGACAGUUCUGGUAGAACCCUGGCUGUCAAAUCAGGGCGAGAAUGGUCUGAUUGGUCCCAGGAGCUCCGGAUCGAUGGAGAUGAGCUGCGAUGGAAGUUUGUCAGCGAUGGCUCCGUAAAUGGCUGGGGCUGGUACUUCACCGUCUAUCCCAUCAUGCCUGCCGCUGCUCCCAUGGACAUGCUUUCUGACAGAACAGUUCUGUCACGUCCCUCCAUAGACCUUGUCACCUGUCUUCUGGACUUCAAACUGGACAUAAAUCUGGCCAGGAAUAUUGUCACCAGAUUAGCUGCAACUUUGGCUGCCAAUGCCCAGCUGAGUUCACUAGGGUCCAGCCAGAGAAUGUGGGCUUUACAGAAACUACGGAAACUAAUGACCUCAGACACCUCAGACCAGAUCGUCAAUGUCAACACAUUACUGGCCAGUCCCACUGUAGAGACAUCAGAACCUGACCUGUCAUCUCGAUCUUCUACAGCACUUCUGAACAGUUCCUCAGUGACCUCCCUUGUCAAGGGUCUACCUGAGGCCCUACAGAGACAGUAUGACUAUGAAGAUCCUAUUGUGAGGAGUGGGAAGCACCUGAUGCACAGCCCAUUCUUUAAGGUACUAGUGGCCUUAGCCUGUGAUCUUGAACUGGACAAACUGAGCUGCUGCAGUGAAGCACACAAGUGGGCUUGGUUCCGUCGCUACUGCAUGGCAGCACGAGUCGCUACAGGGAUCGUCCAAAGGACCGCCCUGCCAGUCUCUUUCCUGGAGGAGGUCCGUAAAAAGAUUCUGGACAUUUCAUGUGAUGAAGAAGAGGAUACAAAUGCUCAUGAAAAUCAUGAAAUUUUCAAACAAGAACAGGAUGAACAAUUACUGUUGUGGUUGAACAGGAAACCGGAGGAGUGGACCUUGUCCUGGGGAGGAAGUGGUCAAAUCUGGGGAUGGGGACACAAUCACAGGGGGCAGCUUGGGGGAGUGGAUGGUGCCAAGGUCAAGCAGCCAGUCAGCUGUGAGGGCCUGGCGGUCACCAGGCCGAUUCAGUUGGUAGGAGGGGAGCAAACUCUGUUUGCAGUGACAGCUGAAGGAAAGGUGUUUGCUACAGGAUAUGGGGCUGGUGGGAGGCUAGGGGUUGGAGGGACAGAGUCUGUUUCCCACCCCACACAAUUGGAAUCCAUUCAGCAUGUGUUUAUUAAGAAGUUGGCCGUCAACUCUGGAGGGAAGCACUGCCUGGCUCUGUCUGCAGAGGGUGAGGUGUAUUCCUGGGGAGAGGGAGAGGAUGGGAAACUAGGUCAUGGUAACAGAAGUCCCUGUGACAGACCCAGGGUGAUAGAUUCCCUGAGAGGUAAAGAGGUGGUGGAUAUAGCAGCUGGAGGGGCGCACAGUGCCUGCAUCACAGCUAACGGGGAACUGUACACCUGGGGCAAGGGACGCUAUGGUCGUCUGGGUCAUGGGGACAGUGAAGAUCAGCCCCGCCCAAAACUGGUGGAGGCCCUGAAAUCAUACCGCGUAAUUGACGUGGCAUGUGGUAGUGGCGACGCCCAGACUCUGUGUAUCACUGAUGAUGACAAUGUCUGGUCUUGGGGAGAUGGUGAUUAUGGAAAAUUGGGUCGAGGAGGAAGUGAUGGUUGCAAAGUGCCAAUGAAAAUCGACACAUUGAUGGGUCAGGGGGUCAUUAAAGUGGAGUGUGGAUCUCAGUUCUCUGUAGCACUGACUAAAAGUGGAGCCGUCUUUACUUGGGGUAAGGGAGACUACCAUCGUUUAGGUCAUGGAUCUGAUGACCACGUCAGGCGUCCCCGUCGAGUUUCAGCCCUCCAGUCCAAGAAGGUCAUUGAUGUAGCUUGUGGUUCCCUCCACUGUGUGGCCUGUACAGAUACUGGUGAAGUAUACUCUUGGGGAGAUAAUGAUGAAGGACAGUUAGGAGAUGGAACCACCAAUGCCAUCCAGAGACCCCGCCAGGUGGUGUCACUGCUAGGUAAGAAGAUCAAUCGUGUGGCCUGUGGCUCUGCCCACAGCUUAGCCUGGUCCACUAACAAAGCGGUCAGUGCUGGCAAACUGCCCACCGCCAUCCCCAUGGAGUACAACCACCUCCAGAGCAUUCCAAUCACGGCCCUGAGGAACCGCCUGAUGCUGCUCCACCAUUUCUCUGAUGUCUUCUGUCCAUCCAUUCCCAUGUUUGACCUUCAGCACAGAAGUCAAGGAGAGGUCAGGAAUGACAUAAUCACUGGACUGGACAAUCUAAGAGGAGUGAUUGUGUCCUCAGUCAAGGAGGCCGCCUUCAGAAAAGUUGUACAAGCAACCAUGGUGAGAGACAAACAGCAUGGACCAGUGGUGGAACUUAAUCGACUACAGGUGAAGAGGGCUCGUAGUAAGGGAGGGUAUGCUGGACCGGACGGCACCAAGUCUGUGUUUGGUCAGAUGGCCAGUAAACUAUCCUCAUUUGGAGCAGACAGUCUAAUGUUGCCACACAGAGUUUGGAAGGUCAAGUUUGUAGGAGAGAGUGUGGAUGAUUGUGGAGGGGGAUACAGUGAGUCCGUGGCUGAGAUGUGUGACGAGUUACAAAAUGGAUCCCUCCCUCUCCUCAUUGUUACCCCCAAUGGACGGGGAGAGUCGGGGGCAAACAGAGACUGUUUUAUCUUUAAUCCCAUGGCCAAAUCUCCAGUGCAUGUCAACAUGUUCAAAUUCCUGGGUGUGUUAUUUGGCAUAGCAAUUAGAAGUGGAAGUCCUCUUAGUCUGAACAUUGCUGAGCCUGUGUGGAAACAAGUGGCUGGAAUGCCUCUCAGUUUAUCAGACCUGGCAGAGAUUGAUAAAGACUGUGUGCCAGGUCUGAUAUGCAUAAAAGAUCUGACGGAUGAAAAACUUCAGGCAGUAGAAAUGCCAUUCAGUAUCCCCAGCUCUUCUGGGCAGGAGGUACAAUUGUCGGCCAAAUACAGCAAGAUAACUCCAGCAAAUAAAGUCGAGUACAUCAAACAGGCCAUUAAUUACAGAUUGCAUGAAUUUGAUGACCAGGUCAGGUGGGUCAGAGAAGGUAUGUCAAAGGUCAUCCCAGUACCUCUCCUGUCACUGUUCACUGGGCUGGAAUUGGAAACCAUGGUGUGUGGUAGUCCAGACAUACCUUUGUAUUUACUGAAGUCUGUGGCUACAUACAAAGGUGUGGACGCUAAUGCCCCCCUGGUGACCUGGUUCUGGGAGGUGAUGGAGGAGCUCUCUAAUAAUGAGAGGUCCCUCUUCCUGAGGUUUGUGUGGGGCAGGACUCGACUCCCCAGGUCCAUAGCAGACUUCCGAGGGAGAGACUUUGUUCUGCAGGUGUUGGAUAAAUAUAACCCACCGGAUCACUUCCUGCCAGAAAGCUACACCUGUUUCUUCCUGCUAAAGAUGCCUCGUUAUUCCUGUAAACCCGUGUUACUGGAAAAGCUCAAAUAUGCCAUCCACUUCUGUCGUUCCAUAGACACGGAUGACUACGCUCGGGUAGCUCUCACUGGAGAAAUCCUCGUGGACGAUACGCCAGAGGCUAGUGAUGACUCCGAGGAUAUUUACAGUAUGGAAUCCGAUGGAGAAAUCGUGGAUUCUGACUCGAGUUUGGUCUGAACUUCGGUGAUGCUUUCUAGUCCAUAUAAAAUGGUCUUGCAAUGUCUUUAUUAACUAUGUUUUAAAAAUGGUUGGUUGUAAUGUUUAAUGCUGCAAGAAAAGAAAUAAAAACUUUAAAUUAUGGACAAAAUUAUUGUUAUUCAGGACAACAAAACAAAAAAAGCUGUUAGUCAGAUAGGUGUAACUUAAUUAUCUUCGAAUGGAAAUACAUGUAUGUCUGUUUUAAUUUUAUUUUCAAAAUUGUAGCCAGUUUGUUUUAAUUUUUAAAUUAAUUUCAUUGCUUUAUUUUCUUACAGUGAUGUAAGUAGUAGCUAAUAUUUUCACUUUAAUUUAUGUACAUGUAUAGUAUUGAGUACCUUCGACAUUUUUUCUUCUUGCAUUUAUUUUUUUAUCACAUUUUUAAAGAUAAAAACCCACAUUUUCAUUGCAAUGACAAUACAAUUUAAUGUCCCAAUGUUGAAAUUUAAAUAAGAUCCUUUUUUCUACAAUUCAUAUAUCUGUAAAUACAUAGUGUAUUGUUAAUGAAGUCUUUAACUUCGUUAGAAAUGGCAUGAUUAUAAUAAAAUUUACCAUGUAAUAGAUAACCAAAGGGUUAAUCAAAAAAAAAGAGCAUUAGUCAUUAUUUAUUAACUGAAUAGUUAUUUUUUAAAACAUGAACUUAACAUGAACACCAUGUAAAUGUGGUGAAUAACAAAUUUUGCAGUGAUAUUGCUAGUUUUCUGUUUUCAGUAUUGUAGUGGUUUAUAAAACAAACUUAUUUCUGUGUUAGGAAUUGUUUUAUUGCAUUAAUAUUUGAUGCUUAUAUGUAUAUACUGAUAUUUCAAGAAGUGAUUGAUUGUGGUAAUUGUAAUUGCAUGCUGUCUCUGUAAGAGACAUUAUGUAUCUUGAAUCAUAAUUUGGCAAUUUUUAUUGCUUCAGAAAUACAUGUACUGAUAUCUACCUAGAAACACAAGUCAGUUAAUUUGUUUAAUAGUUAUGACUGGCUGUGAUUUCAUGGCUUAUUAUUAGAAUUCCUUUAAUAAAUUUCAUAGCAACUUUACUAUUAAAAAUUUGAAUUUUGCUCAAAACAGAAUUGUUUCUUCUUUGGAUGACUGCUUAUUUGUCUAAAUGGAGAGUUUGAGAAAGGUAGUCUAUUGGCUUGAAUGCUUUUUAAGGUCAGACGAUACGUUCCUGAAAUAUCGGUUUUGUAUAUCUUCAUAUUGUAUGGAAAAUAUUCCAAAUUUUAAUUACCUUCUGAUUUCUAAACUUGUUUCUAAUUGUCUUAAAAAAAUUGAAACACUAAAAAAUGUGAUAUUGGCAAAUUAAGUUUUUUCCUAAUGGAUUUUAUAGGAAAUAACAUCCUCUGGUAUCUUGCACAAAUGCCUGGUAAGGUACCUCAAUUUUUUGUGAGUAAACAUGUUAAAGUAGCAAUACUUCAAUGAAAAAUUUUUAGAAAAAAUUAUAUAUUAUUGAGGAACGUAUCGUCUGUCCUUAAUUUGUAACCUUGACAUCUAUGCUAUUGCUUUAAUAUGAAACGAGAAUGUAAAACGUCAGUGGAUGAAAAACAAAUUUUUAUGUCAUCUAAGUUAAUCUUAUUUAACCCAAAUAGAGCAGUAAGCGGAUUGUUUUUUCUUUUUUAUGAUCACAAAAUUUAGAAAACUUUCCAAUCACAGGCACGGAUAGUUGUACAACACUGUUUUAGUGACCUAGUGUGUAACAUCAAAAGUUAUGAUGAAGUUUGUCAAAACUAUAUAGUACAUGUAUAUUAUUUAUGCUGUGUGUUUGAAGUUUUGUUAUGAAUCAUGUACUUGUUUGUUUUUAAGUUGUUAUUAUAUGUACAAGAGUCCUUAUGCUUUUGAUUUUUUUUUUUUUCAAAAUAAAAAUUGUGAAAAUAAAA
Saccostrea echinata is the source of this 16758-nucleotide messenger RNA. Its product is annotated as E3 ubiquitin-protein ligase HERC2-like. The record is from RefSeq and is a predicted model, not a curated record. NCBI's taxonomy places the organism in Eukaryota, Metazoa, Mollusca, Bivalvia, Ostreida, Ostreidae. The transcript has 78 exons. Gene Ontology annotation, molecular function: zinc ion binding; protein binding; ubiquitin-protein transferase activity. Gene Ontology annotation, biological process: protein ubiquitination. Bases 18 to 14882 code for a protein of 4954 amino acids.